AACUCGAAAUCAACCGCCUGCAAGCUGCAACGCUGCAACUCAACUGAUAAGUUGAUAAGUUACUAAUAAGUGCUACAACCUGUGCAAGCAAACCGGAAUUACUUGAAUAAAUUGAAAUAUUCGUCAGUGUGUGAAAUUAGGGUUUGGUAUGCGCUUUUGAUUCAUUGUUUCAUACUUAUCUCGUUCACGACACUUGUUUGAUUUUGAUCAUGUUAUUUUGUAUUUGACAUUCGCCCACCGCUGGCUGCACUCAUUACAGUAACACAAUGGUUGUGAUAACAUUUGCGAACUUCGUGCUUUGUGCAACGUUUGUGGUGAUAGCAAGUUCACCGGGCGUUAGUGGUUUAGAAGUAUGCUCACCAACAAGUAUAUUUGAAAGUGCAAACGUCUGUGGUGAUAAUAGCUAUUGCUGUGGAGUCAGUAACAAUGAAUGCUGUACCCGUCUGAUACCCUCUUGGCAGGAUCCUCCCGACAGGUCUCAAGCAAAAGCCAUGGAAGCGGUGUCAGGGUUCAUUGUAAUGAUGUCCAUCGUGUGCUGCUGUGUCUGCUGUUACCGCUGUUGCUGUCGUCGCACAACUAGUAGAGGCUUUGUGUACUCCACUCCAGGUCCAACAACUGUGGCUGUGUCACUGCCUCCAAAUCAGUCUCAACAAAUGCCAUAUCCCACGGUGGUGCCAUACCCUCAACAGACACCGUACCCACCUCAGUACAACCCUCCCCACAACCCGUACUACGGCAUGCCUCCACCAGCUUAUGGAGUAGCUGUUCAAUCAGGAAACCAGCAAGCUUCAGCUCCAAGCGCACCUUUUGUACAGAGUUAAUUAGCUUUACUAUCAAAGAAUCGUUCUGUUAACCUUAUAUACAAAUAGGUUCCAUUCAGCAUGAAAAUCCUUAUUUUAUUAUUACCAUAUAUGUGUUACAUCAUGUACUUAGAAAAAUUGUAUAGUUUGUAUUAGUUUAUGAUUAAGAUAUGAGACAAUUUGAGUGUGCUCCAUGACUUGUGCCUGUAUUUUGUAAAGAAGUGCCUUUCAAAUAAAACAAGUUCAAUUAUUUUAAA
This is a messenger RNA of Macrosteles quadrilineatus (aster leafhopper), 1057 nucleotides long. RefSeq names its product protein shisa-5-like. The coding region runs from base 267 to 821 and encodes 184 amino acids. The transcript has 5 exons. Lineage: Eukaryota; Metazoa; Arthropoda; Insecta; Hemiptera; Cicadellidae. The record is from RefSeq and is a predicted model, not a curated record.